Linderina pennispora is the source of this 991-nucleotide messenger RNA. Its product is annotated as TPR-like protein. Gene Ontology annotation, biological process: intracellular protein transport. Gene Ontology annotation, molecular function: soluble NSF attachment protein activity; syntaxin binding. The transcript is spliced from 6 exons. Bases 1 to 873 code for a protein of 290 amino acids. NCBI's taxonomy places the organism in Eukaryota, Fungi, Kickxellomycota, Kickxellomycetes, Kickxellales, Kickxellaceae. The record is from RefSeq and is a predicted model, not a curated record. Gene Ontology annotation, cellular component: vacuolar membrane; SNARE complex.
AUGGCCACCACAGUCCUCAAGUUAGCACAGAGCUUCGUAAAGGAUGCACAGAAGGCGUCCAAGGGCGGAUGGUUCUCCAAGCCCGAAUGGGACCUGGCUGCCCAGUACUGGGACAAGGCAGCGACCGCGUUCAAGGCUGGUCGGCACUUUGAGCAGGCUGCUGACUGCUACUCCAAAGCCAGCGCUGCCUACGUCCAGAUCAACACUCAGCUGAAAGAUUCGGCCAAGGCGAUUGAAUAUUACACUCGGGCGAGCGACCUAUUCUUGUCGCAUGGCUCCUCACCAGACAAGGCUGCCGAGUUGAUGGAGAAAGGCUGCCAAGGCGCGAUCCAGCUACACUACAACGCAUUGACCGCGGACGUUUUGGCCGUCGAGACCUUCCGCAAGACCACCGGCUACCUAAUCGAUCAGUCACGGCUCAACGAAGCGAUUGAGGUGCAGCGGCGGCUCGUUGCCAUCUGCGAGCAGACCAAUAAUCAGGCAGAGCUGAACAAGUGCUACUUGGGCAUUAUCAUCAUUACGCUCGCUUUUGGCGACGAGGUUGAAGCUGGAAAGUGCAUGAAUGAGUUUGUGCAGGAUGACAUUUUUAUGCGCUCACGCGAGGCAUACGUUGCUGACGGGCUGAUGCAGGCAUUCAGUGCUGGCGACGAGGAGGCCUUACAAACGUGCAUUGAGGACCAGACGCUUGUUGGCCGCCUGGCCAAGAGAAUCCGUAUCCCUGGGGCUCGGCGCAUUGCCAAGAAACAGCCAGCACCUCCUCUACCUCCCCAGGCUAACCCUCCAGCGCAAUCCCAGACCCCAGGCAGCAUCCCACCUCCAACACCCGCAGCUCCAGUAGCCGAGCUGGAUGAUGACGAUGACGACUUGCUGUAAGCAACAUACUUAGUAGUCUUGUUGUUCUAUGUUGAGUAUGAUUUUACCAAUUGAUGGAACAUUAUCCAAUGUAUAUGGUGCAUGUAGGAGGUGGUAAUACCAUAUGCAUAUCUUAUUC